CCAAACCUCCACCGGCUCUCCGAAACCUAGCCGGAGCCACCAAUAUUACAUAUCUCUUAGUCGACCCUAGCAGGAUGAGCAGCGGCGAAUUUCUCAGCAUCGAGCCUCAUGAGAUUCAGUUUCCCUUUGAAUUGAGAAAGCAGAUUUCCUACUCUCUAAACUUGUCUAACAAGACCGACAAUUAUGUGGCUUUUAAGGUCAAAACGACGAACCCAAAAAUGUACUGUGUAGGGCCAAACACUGGAGUUGUGCUUCCUAGAUCUACGUGCAACGUUAUUGUUACAAUGCAAGCUCAAAAAGAAGCACCUCCGGAUAUGCAGUGCAAAGAUAAGUUUUUACUACAGAGUGUGGUCGCUAAUCCUGGUGCUACACCCAAGGAUAUAACUCCAGAUAUGUUUAAUAAGGAAUCCGGGCAUAAAGUUGAGGAGUGCAAAUUAUUGGUUGUUUAUGUAGCACCUCAUCGGCCUCCUUCCCCUGUUAGAGUAGGAUCUGAAGAAGGCUCUUCACCUAGGGCUUCAGUUUCAGACAGUGGUAGCUUUAGUGUUGCAGAACUUUCAUCUGUGAGUUUCCUUUCCGCUAUGUUUGACAUGGAAUGGUGUUUUGACUUCACUGAGUGGUAA
This is a messenger RNA of Hibiscus syriacus, 620 nucleotides long. RefSeq names its product vesicle-associated protein 1-1-like. Gene Ontology annotation, cellular component: endoplasmic reticulum membrane; plasma membrane. The transcript has 5 exons. Gene Ontology annotation, biological process: endoplasmic reticulum membrane organization. The coding region runs from base 75 to 620 and encodes 181 amino acids. Lineage: Eukaryota; Viridiplantae; Streptophyta; Magnoliopsida; Malvales; Malvaceae. The record is from RefSeq and is a predicted model, not a curated record.